UACCACCUCAUAGAUGAGCUGACAGUGUAUGAAAAUAUAGAGACACCAUUACUUUACAAGAAGAAAAGCGGCAAUGAGCGUAAAUCUAUAGUGGCGGACCUAUUGGACAAGUUUCAGAUGGUCGCCAAAAAGGACUUAUUCCCCCAUCAGCUUUCAGGUGGGCAACAGCAGUUAGUAGGCAUAGCACGUGCAUUGGCUAUCAAUCCCAAAGUCAUCCUAGCAGAUGAACCCACCGGCAAUCUCCACUCUGUACAAGCAGAAGAAAUCAUGAGUUUAUUCAAACAAUUGAAUGAAAAAGAC
Darwinula stevensoni is the source of this 300-nucleotide messenger RNA. Lineage: Eukaryota; Metazoa; Arthropoda; Ostracoda; Podocopida; Darwinulidae. The record is from the annotation of a GenBank genome assembly.